Molecule: messenger RNA, 813 nt
Organism: Helianthus annuus (common sunflower)
Lineage: Eukaryota; Viridiplantae; Streptophyta; Magnoliopsida; Asterales; Asteraceae
Product: protein FAR1-RELATED SEQUENCE 2-like
Exons: 3
Coding region: 1-813 (270 amino acids)
Biological process (GO): regulation of DNA-templated transcription
Source: RefSeq, a predicted model, not a curated record
AUGGACAUGGUAUUCUCAAGCCUCGAUGAUUGUUAUUCAAUGUAUGUUAAGUAUGCCAAGGAGUGUGGGUUUUCAGUCAGGAAAGGGACUACAAAGACAAACUCUAAAGGUGUCUUACAUAUUAAGUACUACUUGUGUACGAGAUCUGGGUUACACAAGGACAAGAAGGUUGAUACGUUGGACCCCAAUCAAAAGGAGCGAGUAGUGCGAUCGAACUUUUCAAAGAGGACUGAUUGUGGUGCACUGUUAUGUGUACUUUUUGAGGCUGGAUCAUGGAAGGUGUAUAAGUUUGUCGAGGAGCACAAUCAUGAACUUGUUGAACGUCCCAAUAAGCAUCUUCUUCCAACUGAACGAUUAAGCCAGACAUACUCUAUGGUGUUUGUACCGUUCACUGGUAUAGACCAUCAUCACUACAAUGUUACAUUUGGUGCAGCAUUAUUGGCGUCGGAAACUGCUGAUACGUAUAUUUGGUUGUUGAGAGUUUUUCUAAAAGCUGUUGGUUCUCAACCAAAAGUUGUUGUCACUGACCAAGAUCCAGUAAUGAAGAAGGCUAUUUCUGUUGUAUUUGUUGACAUGAGGCAACGGUUAUGCAUGUGGCAUGUGAUGCAUAAACUUUCUGUGAAGGUUGGUGUUAGGCUAUGUAAUUCCACCAAUUUUAAAGAAUGUAUUUGCGGUGUUGUGUGGACGGAUAUUCUCACACCUGAAGAGUUUGAAUCAGAAUGGGAAGCGGUUAUCGCAGAGUUCAAUUUAGAAGAUAAUGACUGGCUAUCUGAUAUUUUUGCACUUGGAAUAUUGGAUCCCUGCAUACUAUAG